Prunus armeniaca (apricot) is the source of this 543-nucleotide messenger RNA. NCBI's taxonomy places the organism in Eukaryota, Viridiplantae, Streptophyta, Magnoliopsida, Rosales, Rosaceae. The record is from the annotation of a GenBank genome assembly.
AUGCUCCCCAGAGUUCCGUUCCUCUCCAACUUUCUCUUCAUCGUCGUCCUUGUGGUCUCUCUGUCUAUCCCUUGCAGGUCUGAUGGGUUUGCAGAGAAGGAAAAAACAUUAGCAAUAAUAAAGCCAGAUGGGUUGUAUGAUAACUGCACUGAUAAAAUAAAGAAUGCUAUCUUUGAUUCGGGUUUUACAAUCGUCAAGGAAAUGCUCAUUCAACUUGAUGAGGAGGCUGCAAUGAGCUUCUAUGCCGAGCAUUCUUCGAGGAGCUUCUUUUCUAGCCUAGUCGAGUACAUGACGAGUGGACCAGUAUUGAUUAUGGUUUUGGAGAAGGAAAACGCUGUUGCUGAUUGGCGUGCUUUAAUUGGCCCAACUGAUGCGAGUAAAGCAAAGAUUACUCAUCCUAACAGAACUGCUCACAACAUAUCAAGAGUGGGAGGUUCUGUGGAUAAGCAAGAAAAGGUUUUGUUCCUGAAAGCUAAUAAAUUCUUGUGGCAUGGACCAACUACUUGGAGAGCCUAUAUCAGAAGGUUAUCCAACUGGUUUUGA